AUGGAAAAUGAAAAGGUGCAGAAAAAACAGUGUGAUAUGAAAACAGAUCUGAACUUACUGCUUGAAUGCCUUAAAUAUCAGAUGGACUGCCCUGUGUCUCAGAAAGAGGCUUUGAUCACUAUUUAUUCAAUUUGUCAACAAAACAGUGAAGCAAGCGAAUAUUUUCGAGAAAUUGGUGGUUUGAUGUUCAUAAAUGAUCUUGCAAAGUCAAGUGUUCAUUGCAUAGUAAAGGAAGCAGCUUUAUUUACCUUAGGAAUUAUAAUAGAGAGUAAUGUUUAUUGUCAACAAAGUUUGUGUACUUCUGCAUUGUUUGAAGACCUCAUUUUAUUUUUAAUUAAUAAGGAUUCUGGUGUGAACUUGAAAAGAAUGUCUGUUUAUGUCAUCUUAGUACUGGUUUCAAAUAAUAAAAGUGGGCAAACUUAUGUCAGAGAUACAGGCUGCAUUGGUCUUCUGCUACAGUUAUUUAGAACAACUCUUUCCACAUGUGAGAUGAAUCUGUCAGAUGAAAAUACUCAUCAGUGCUAUCAGCUGUGGUCUUCAGUCUGCAGUACUCUCUGUGCCUGUGUCAACAAUCCUCAGAAUGAAGAUAAUCAAAACAUUUGCUGUUCAGUUCUUCCAUAUGCCAAAGAGUGGCUCGAAAGUUGCACAGAGCCUGAGAUAGUUCGUCCUAUUUGUUCAUUUGUUGGUCUCACAGUUGCAAAUAACUCAUAUGUGCAGAAAUAUUUUGUUUCUGUUGGAGGAUUGGAUACAUUAGCUAAAGUUCUCAUCAAGCUUAUGCAUGAUUCCUAUAUGAGUCACUCAAGCACAAAACUUGCAGCAGUGGUAACAAAGACUCUGGAUGCCUGCAUUGCUAAUGACUCUGCCAUGGGUGUUGUCUUAUCAAAGUAUCACACUGUGUCGGAGCUACUGAAGCUGCUGUCCAAUGACACUCUGGAUACAGGAGAAAAAAUUAGUAUUAUUCUAACACUUGGACACUGUACUGAAGUUUGUGAACAAAACCAGUGUGAAUUGCUCGAGAACAAUGGUCUUCCACUUAUGAUUCAGGUAUUAACGGAGUCUCAUGACGAGGAACUAAACAAAGCUGCUACUUUUGUGCUGCAAAAUUGCAAACGAAUGACUGAACAAUUGUCCCUGAAAAUAAGUGAUAAUUCAUUAAACAUGAACAAUGCAGAAGAGCUGGACAUGCAAAUCAGAAAAAGAAGUCUACAAGACUACUGGAAGAAAGCAAAAGAGAUUUUACACAGAAUAAACUUGAUUGACAAAGAACAUGAUGAGGGAAGAGUGCAAGAAAGUGUAUUUUUAGGCAGAUCUUCAGAAGCCAGUACUGAAGCAUCAAAAUACCAUGAAGUGAAUCCUGCUGAUCCAAAAACUUAUAUAGAAAGAACACAUAAAGAAGUACUCUGUCCACAGUUGACCUUUAAGUCAGAGGGUCACGUUCUUGCUCCAUCUGUAAAUUCUUCUCCUCUGAAAAAUGAAAUCAUGAACACUAUGGAUCCAGUAAAUGCUGCUACUAGACAAAGUGAACAGAGUAAUAUUCCAUGUGCAGUUAAUGAACUGCAAACAUACAGUGUACUUCAAAGUCACAGUAUAAAUGAAAAAAAUGCUUGUGUAAAAAAUCAGUCUACUGUUCAAAAAGGUGAAGCCUUGUGUAGUCAACCAGCAGAGACUGUUAAAAAUAUGAAACAGACAUGCACAUCAGAUUGGCAUUCAUUCUACUCGGAGAUAACCAAGGAAGAAGAAAGCACUUCAGCUCCAUCUGCGUCCCAUAAAAUGGCAGAUUUAAGGUGUUUAGGUUGUACAGCAGGAGGACUGUCCUUCAAUAGUAAAACCUUUACCAAGAUGUUGCAAAGUUGUCCAUGCCUGUGUGACCGUCACAAAGUCAUUCUGGAAGCUGAAGAAAGAUACAAAAAAGAACUUCGCAAACUGGCUGUUUGUAACAACAGUAGAUAUGCAACUCAUGAGAGUAUUCUUUUGACUCCAAUUAGAAAAAGCAAACCUGAUACUGCAAAUAGAGAUGAACAUAUUAAAAAUACUGGGUUGACCAAUGACUAUAACUUGAGACCUAUGUAUGAAAAGUCUUUCCAAAAAAACCAAGAUGCUAACUUGAAGAGGCAGAGAGUCAAAGAAAUGUGCAACCAGCAAUGUCAGUGCUUAAAAGAAAAUUGCACAUAUUCACUUGACAAAGAUGAGAACAAUGAAAUAUGUUCCCUGGACAUGAACACAAGAACUUUAAAGAAGAGAAGAAGAACCCGAAAAGAUUUCACAACUGAAGAGAUUAACUGUCUUUUGAAUGGAGUAAAACAAAUGGGUCAUCACUGGAAUUUAAUUUUGUGGUCUUACCCGUUUCAGAAAGGACGGACAAGUGUUGAUCUUUCCAAGAAAUACUACAGGUUACAGUUGCAAGUAAUCACAAUUUAA
Messenger RNA from Opisthocomus hoazin, 2418 nucleotides. Lineage: Eukaryota; Metazoa; Chordata; Aves; Opisthocomiformes; Opisthocomidae. The record is from RefSeq and is a predicted model, not a curated record.